CAGCACUAUGUAUGAUGGCACUGUGUAACCACAUGAGGACAGUUUUUGCAUUUAUCAAGCAUUUUAAAAAUGAAGUGUUAUUUUUUAGAGCAAAUGUGAAAUCAGAAUGCAGGCUUCCUGUUUUAGCUGUUCGCUCAUAUACUAUUCCUUCGAUCCUCCAAACAGAAGGACAACAAGUUGGAGCAAGUUCUGUAAAAGGAAAGAAAAUUAGCAAAGCUAUGAAAGCUUACUUGGAGAGGGCACUAGAACAUGAUGAAUUUAUGAAACACCAAAGAGAAGAGUAUGAGUUUGGGAAAAGACACCUGGCAAACAUAAUGGGUGUGGAUCCAGAACACUUCACCCAGGCUGAUGUAGAUCAAGCAAUAGAAUAUCUGAUGCCCUCAGGUUUAUUUGAGAAGAAAGCUCGACCAGUUAUGAAGCCUCCUGAGAAAAUUUUCCCCAAAAGAAAAGCUGCAGAAUUUGAUGAGAGUGGCAGGCCAUUUCAUUUUUUGUUUUAUACUGGAAAAGCAAACUUCUUUCAGACUCUAUAUGAUAUUGUAGAGAAGAUGGAAGAAAUCAACAACUUUGAAGAUCGAAUGUUACGCAAAGGAAUCAGGGAACCUCCAGCAGAAUCCAGAGUAAACCUUAGUGGAAGUACUUGGGUGACAAAAGAAGGUUUGGAAGAGUUGAUCGUAGAGAAAACAAGUGAUCAAGAUUAUGCAACAUUUGUGAGUGCUAUUACAAAUUUGGCCGAACAUCCAUAUUCGUAUCGUGUAAAAGACUACUUCAUGAAAUUUAGAAUGGCUUUAACGGCAGCAUCACUAAAGCUUGAGAUUUUACCACUUGAAUAUGAUGCAAACAAUCGUCCAUAUGUCAAAACUACAGGAUAUAGAAAGACAUCCAAAGCUGAAGUACUAGUUCAAGGAAAUGGAACAGGCAAAAUAGAAAUUAAUGGCACUGACAUAGACUACUUUGACAGCACACAAGACAGAGAACAGUUACUGUUUCCACUUCAGUUCUCUGGGCUUCUGAAACAAGUGGAUGUAAAUGCUGUUGUUAGUGGAGGAGGUACUUCAGGACAAGCUGGAGCCAUUAGACAUGGGCUUUCCAAAGCUCUCUGUAGCUUUUUAUCCCCUCAAGAGGUGGAGUUUAUGAGAUUAGCGGGUUUGUUAACUCGAGACAGAAGAACACGAGAAAGAAAAAAACCAGGACAAGCUGGAGCCAGAAAGAAGUUCACUUGGAAGAAGAGGUGAUGGCCACAGUCAUAUAUAGUAAUGUAUUUUCUUUUAUCCAUUGUGACUUGUAUCUCAAACUAAAUGAUGUAAUUUAACAUUGUUUUUGUAGUUGGUAUGUACGAACACUCAGAGUAAUAAAAUUAUGAAACCAAUAAAACUUGAUUAAGCAAGAUA
This is a messenger RNA of Limulus polyphemus (Atlantic horseshoe crab), 1388 nucleotides long. It is a transcript of the gene mRpS9, whose product is annotated as 28S ribosomal protein S9, mitochondrial-like. The transcript is spliced from 14 exons. The record is from RefSeq and is a predicted model, not a curated record. Gene Ontology annotation, biological process: translation. Gene Ontology annotation, molecular function: structural constituent of ribosome; RNA binding. Gene Ontology annotation, cellular component: mitochondrial small ribosomal subunit; ribosome. NCBI's taxonomy places the organism in Eukaryota, Metazoa, Arthropoda, Merostomata, Xiphosura, Limulidae. The coding region runs from base 12 to 1232 and encodes 406 amino acids.